Messenger RNA from Hordeum vulgare subsp. vulgare (domesticated barley), 1473 nucleotides. RefSeq names its product probable isoaspartyl peptidase/L-asparaginase 2. NCBI's taxonomy places the organism in Eukaryota, Viridiplantae, Streptophyta, Magnoliopsida, Poales, Poaceae. The record is from RefSeq and is a predicted model, not a curated record. The transcript has 2 exons. Gene Ontology annotation, molecular function: hydrolase activity. The coding region runs from base 292 to 1296 and encodes 334 amino acids.
CCCGAGAUUCCCAAAACUCACAGCACCCAAACCACCCCGCCACCGCGCCUCGCGCCCGGAGUUGGAGGAGCCACCGCCCACCCUCCCGUCCGUCCGUCCCCUAUAAAUACCCCGCCCUCCCAGCCUUCCUCUCCAACACACACAACCAAGCAAGCAGAGCAACACCAACACCAAGAAGAAGAGCAGAGCAGAGCAUCACGUAGCCACAGCGACACCGAGAGGUCGAGACCCAUCGAAGCGCCUUCCGCCACCUAGCACAGCACACCACCACCGUCACAUACACGCACGCACAUGGCGCGCUGGGCCAUUGCCAUCCACGGCGGCGCGGGCGUGGACCCGAACCUGCCGGAGCACCGCCAGGAGGAGGCCAAGCGGGUGCUGGCCCGGUGCCUGCAGGUGGGCGUCGACCUGCUGCGCGCCGGCGCCACCGCGCUGGACGUGGUGGAGGCCGUGGUGCGGGAGCUGGAGACGGACCCCUGCUUCAACUCGGGCCGGGGAUCCGCGCUGACCCGCGCCGGCACCGUCGAGAUGGAGGCCAGCAUCAUGGACGGCCGCGGCCGCCGCUGCGGCGCCGUCUCCGGCGUCUCCACCGUCCGCAACCCCGUCUCCCUCGCCCGCCGCGUCAUGGACAAGUCCCCGCACUCCUACCUCGCCUUCCACGGCGCCGAGGAUUUCGCGCGCCAGCAGGGACUGGAGGUGGUGGACAACAGCUACUUCAUCACGGAGGAGAACAUCGGCAUGCUCAAGCUCGCCAAGGAGGCCAACAGCAUCCUCUUCGACUACCGCAUCCCGCUGGUCGGGGCCGACACCUGCAGCGCGCAGGCGGCGGCGGCGGCCGACAACCACAAUAACAACGGCAUGGUGAUGAACGGGCUGCCCAUCAGCAUCUACGCGCCGGAGACGGUGGGGUGCGCGGUGGUGGACUGUAACGGCUUCACGGCGGCGGCCACCUCCACGGGCGGGCUCAUGAACAAGAUGACGGGCCGCAUCGGCGACUCCCCGCUCAUCGGCGCCGGCACCUACGCGUGCGGGCACUGCGCCGUGUCGUGCACGGGCGAGGGAGAGGCCAUCAUCCGCUCUACGCUGGCACGGGACGUGGCGGCCGUCAUGGAGUACAAGGGCCUCCCGCUGCAGGAGGCCGUGGACUUCUGCGUCAAGGAGCGGCUCGACGAGGGGUUCGCCGGGCUCAUCGCCGUGUCAGGCACCGGCGAGGUGGCAUACGGGUUCAACUGCACCGGCAUGUUCAGGGGCUGCGCAACCGAGGACGGCUUCAUGGAGGUCGGCAUCUGGGAGUGAGCAAGUGCGCGAGCUCAGCCGGAGGAUGUGUCCGCACUAUUGUGUGUACAUACAUUUGGCCAUCCUGUGAUUGCCAUCUAGUUCUAGUCUAGGAAUCCUGGGUUAGUAGCACUAGUUCCUUCAUAACCAUGAGCUACCGAAUAAACAUGAAUAUAUCGUGGAAAUCAUUAUUGCUAA